GCUGGCCAAACAGUAACCUGCCACAGAACACCAUUUGUUUUUGUUAUUCUUUGGUGUGCGUAGAGAUAUCUAACUGCCGCGAAAUGCAAAUGUGAGUUUAGGAAACUGUAACAUCCAAUUAAUGAGGGUUAAAGCUCGUAAGUUUCGUAUGGACUAUGUAAACUCGAAUUGAAAUCAAAAUGAUACGCAGCCCAUGAAUAAAUGGUAAUCCGUGGUUUUUGUUUAAACAGGAACAGCAAUGACUAUGAUCUCUUCACUUGCAAUACAUCACCCACUUUUAACCAUACCUGAGGAAGACCAAUCAGCAUGCAGUGAAUGUUCAGUUCCAUCCGACUGUGAUUGUUUUACAGAUGCUCAAAAAUCAAAUGAGAAAAAAAUUACUUAUCAGAACAACAGUACUAAUGUCAUAGGGGAAAACAAGAGACUUGUGUUGCCUGGUACUAGAAAGACAUUGUCAAACAGAAAAAAUAACAAGUGUGAUGAAACUAAAGAUAGUAUUUUUGCUUGGAGGUUAAUGACCAUUAGAGAAAAAUUAGAGGUUACCCUUUUAAAUGUAUAUCUGUCCAUAAGCAAUAUACCAGAACCAGAUGGACUGCAGGAUUUCAUAAGACGACGUCAAAGAGCAGCGGAGUUUACAUCAAGAUUCUGCAGAAAUUAUCUGUAUCAGUUUCAUCGCCAGUUGCUGGCUCUGCAACAUCGACUAAGGGAGAAGUCUUGCUGUGGUCUUCAUUAUAUUUAUAAAGCAUCAAUGUGCCAGAAACUUUUAAAUGCUUAUGAACUGGCACACCUGGCACUGCAGGCAGUUUUGAACCACAUCCCAACUUCAGUAUUAAUGUGCAUACCAAAGAAACUAAGGGAAUUUUUGAAAUUAAUUAUUGAACUUACUGAAAUUUCCUCAAAAUCAGGAGUGAUAUCUUGUGGAAGUGAAGACUCUGGUGAUGAGAUUGCAAAAUAUUGCAGAGAUUUAUUGAUGCUUAUACCUGACUCAAGUGAAAGUUUAAGCAUGCAGAAUGAAACUGAUAACAGAAUAUAUGAUAAAAAAACAUUGAGGAACUGUGGAAAAUUUCCUUUGGUGAGCAGAUUCUCUAUGUACAAUGAAAACUCAGCCAUGAAAAGAAAGUCCACAGUAAUGAGAUCUGUUUCAAGUACAAAAAAAUCAGAAGCUUCAGGAAGGGAAAGCAAAACUUCAUUGGAAAGUAAUCAGAGCAGUCAGAAGAACAGCCAUUUAUCUCGAUUUAAUGAGACAUCAGUGACAAGACCAAAACCCACAAAAAAUUGUACACGGAAGAAGAAAGAGGAGCACAGCAAACUAGUAGGAAGAGUGUCAGAGAAGAAUCAUGUGCGUACUCCUUUCAAUAUGGACAAUGUCACAACAGUAAUUGAAACAAUAUCUUCAGCUAAAAGUGAGGAAAACUUCACAGACGAGCAUAACCCAGGACUUAAUGAAAAUAUAACCAUAUCUUCAGAACAAAAUACAGAACCAAUAAGUAAUACUGCAACCACAAACUGUCAAAAUAAACUCAAUAACAAAAUGGAAUUUCGGACAAGGAGUAAUGUGAAGCUGAUAAUUCUCCCUCCAUUUGAAGAAUCAGACAAAAUUUCUGGGGGAAGAACUGAAGGGUAUACACCCUCACUGGCAACUAGGCAUACAGAAAAAGAGUUUGGGAAUAAUGUUUGCAAUGUUCUGAUUGAUUCAGGGCCUGUCCAAAAUAUUCAAGAUGAUCAGGUGAUGUUUCCAGUUGAGCAUACCCGUCAAUCUCCCAUGAAAGAUUAUUCACAGGAUGUCUCUUUGCCAUUGCGAAGUUCAUUUGAACCUUUGCACUUGGAGAAAAUGGUAACAUAUACAAAAGGCUGUAACCAUACACAGGAUACUGGACCUAAGCCUUUGAAAGAGACAUUCACUACAGAUGUUCCUGAACUGGAAGGAAAGAAAUCUGUUAUGUUAGAUCCACCAGAUAACACAUUAAAUUUGGAGAAAAUGACAACAUACACAAAUGAAGAUGACUCUUAUUUGCUAGGACCAACUACUGUAUCAGGUCAAGGCUCCAGCCCCAAGCAUUUAAACAGUAUGUCCGAACCAGAGACUCAUGCAGAGCAUCAAGGAAAUGGGUCUGAGCCGUCAGACACAAUAAAUAAAAUUAAUACAGAGAUUACUCAAAAUGUAGUGUCACUGAAAAUACCUGCAGUAGAAUUGGAAUGUAUACUGGACCACAAAAGAAGAUUUAUGCAAUAUAUGAACAAUAAUCCUCUCUACAUGAAUUCAGCCAAACCUUGGGUAAUUGUGUCGAGGUUGAAGUACCAAAUUGAUCCUCUGAAUGGGUGGAACAUUCACAGAUAGUAUCGACAGUUUCUGGAUACAGGAUGUGUCUGUAAAGGAAAGAGUCCUGGCCACCCUCGUGUUCCUAAAGAAGAUGCUGCACGAAUUCAAACUACUUUCCAACAUAGUCCUUCAAAAUCAACUCAUUGUGCCAGUCGGGAGUUACAACUGCCUACAACAAUAAUUUGGUGUGUUUUGAGAUGUCGGCUGGUUAUGAAGCCGUACAAGUUACAGCUGUUACAAGCUCUGCAUCCUGAUGACAAAUACAAAUGUGUGGCAUUUUGUAAUGAGAUUCUUGAUGCUAUUGACAAUGAUAACACUUUCGCACAAAGUGUCAUGUUCAGUGAUGAAGGGAUUUCCACAUUAGUCGUCAGGUAAACAAAGACAGUGUUUGAAUUUGGGGCCUACAGAACUCACAUGCAGCCAUUGAAAUUGUACGAGAUUCCCCCAAAGUCAAUGUGUUUUGUGCGAUAUCCCAAUCAUCUGUUUACAGCCUAUUCUCCUUUGAUAGAAACAUAGUUAAUGUUACAAAACUGGUUGUGCCUGAGACUGCAUGAAGUAAACUUCAUUUUUCAACAAGAUGGGGCACCCCCUCACUGGAAGCACCAAGCGCGUGAAUAUCUGAGAGAAACUUUACUAAACCGUUGGAUUGGUCAUCAAGGAGCUGGUGUCUUAGCAUGUCUCAACUGGGUUCCACAGUCACCAGAUUUGAUUUUCUCUGAUUUCUUCCUGUGGGGUUUCGUUAAGGACAACGUUUAUGUACUACCACUCCCACAGAACCUGAAAGAGUUCAAGAACCGGAUCCGUACCACCAUAACAUCAGUAACAAAGGACAUGCUUGCCUAAGUAUGGGAAGAAUUUGAGUGUGUAUGUGAUAUUGUUCGUGUCAAUGAUGGAGGACAUAUUGGACAUCUGUAAUCUGAACUUG
Messenger RNA from Schistocerca nitens (vagrant locust), 3245 nucleotides. RefSeq lists its product as uncharacterized. Lineage: Eukaryota; Metazoa; Arthropoda; Insecta; Orthoptera; Acrididae. The coding region runs from base 239 to 2338 and encodes 699 amino acids. The transcript is spliced from 9 exons. The record is from RefSeq and is a predicted model, not a curated record.